This is a messenger RNA of Nymphaea colorata (pocket water lily), 946 nucleotides long. RefSeq lists its product as uncharacterized. The transcript is spliced from 5 exons. NCBI's taxonomy places the organism in Eukaryota, Viridiplantae, Streptophyta, Magnoliopsida, Nymphaeales, Nymphaeaceae. The coding region runs from base 246 to 794 and encodes 182 amino acids. Gene Ontology annotation, cellular component: intracellular membrane-bounded organelle. The record is from RefSeq and is a predicted model, not a curated record.
CGUUCCUCUCAUAAAAUCGUUCGUUUCCUGUUCCGCUGUUUCUUACAUUCUUUAAGCUUUUGCUCAUCUUGUUGCUUCUUUUUAGCGGAAAAGGUGGUUCCUGUCAUUCGAUUGUCUUUUUAGCUUUCUUUUUCGGUAUUCAAGGAACAAAAAACCGGUCUUCUUUUUUAAAAACUAAAGAAAUCAAGUAUGGUUGCCUGAUAAUUGAUCCGAAAGGGAGAGGGAAAGGGUGGAGAAGAAGAAGAAUGAGGACAUUAAGGAUUGGUCUCAUCCAAUGGAUCAAGGUUAAGAUCGUCGAUCCGUUCUUUCAGAUCGUCCGGAGGGGAGCUGAACCUAAGCAACUGGCAUUUUCUGCUGCCCUUGGGAUCACUUUGGGUGUAUUCCCCAUAUGUGGUGUAACAGUGUUUCUUUGUGGAAUGGCAAUCGCAUUGCUUGGCAAUGUCUGCCAUGCUCCCACUCUGAUGCUUGCUAACUUUGUUGCCACUCCAAUAGAAUUGAGCCUUGUGGUUCCCUUCUUGCGCUUUGGUGAAGUUGUUACUGGUGGUCCUCAUUUUCCUUUAACGACUGAUGCUUUACGUAAGGUUCUCACUGGAGAAGCAUCACGAGAUGUUCUUAUCAGCAUCUACCAUGCGUUACUUGGUUGGUUCAUUGCUGCUCCAGUCAUCCUUGCUGUAUUAUAUGUAUUAUUCUUCCCAUGCUUCAGGUACCUCAUUCGGAAAUUUAGCAUUCCUUCGGCGCCAAGUGCACCCCUUUAUUCUCUUUCUGAGAUCAGUGCCAAAGCAAGGGUUGUCUAACACGCUUGUUUUUCUGUUUUAACUUUGACUUGUAUAUUACCUUUGUUGGCCAGCUCCUCUGUAUAUAACUGUAGCCUGGCAAAUUGCAUUGUUGAAAUGCUGAAAUCUGUUGACCGAUUAUUUGAUUACUUAAAACUUCUCAGAUUGAUUUC